UAUAUCGUUGGCCGUUCGUAACUAGGUGGAGUUGCGCACCCGGGGGUCAAUUUAAAUUCCAAUAUGUUCCACUUAAUUCCAUUGAUAAUUUAAUUAUUUUAUUCUUAUUGAUACUGCGUAGGUGGACACGUGUGCUCUGGAGGACAAUGACGUCUCUUUUAGAAUUUCGAUUACAGAGUGCUUAUUCAUGAGAGAAAUAGGAUAAACAGUUGGAAAUAAACGGUUGUAAAUACCGAACGUAGAAAGGGAGUUAAUACAAAUAUUGAACGCCUGUUGAUUUACUGGCGUCGCCAUAAACCCAUAAGUUCACACGUAAAUUUCUUGAGAAAGGUCCAUGACUAAUCCCAACCGCUCCUCCUUUGUAUCCUUUGUAUUAAAGCCAAGAACGUCAUUUUCUGCAGAUCACGCGUGCGUCCCAAAUUCUAGAACGUGGAUGGAGGUGGCUGGCAACAGGUGACUGCGUCACGAUGUUGUCCAGCCCCUUCUCCCCCACUUUUUAUUUUUUUCAAGUCUAGCAUUUAAGGGACUUCCGCAGUAUAGGUGGGGGAACAUAGAGUGGGGGUAAAGAUCAAAGGUUCCGACAGCUCGCGACAACUUGCGAAAAAACAUACAUCAAAUAUAAAAGAGUGAAUGUAUGCAUAGAAAUCAGUCUGAUUAGUUUCCUUUCAGUUAUUGGUGAUGAAUGAAUUAAUGCAAAACGUUUUUAGACAUUCUAAAUUAUUUACAUGAAUUUAUUCGUCUAUUAAAAUUUUCUGAAUACAUUUGACAACACCGUAUGUUCGGCCGAUGGAGAUGGUACGCUUGUCAGUCAAGAUAGCCUGUAUCACAGCGGCGGGAGUGGUAUUGUUUUGUUGCAGAGGUUAUAUUUGUUGAGUUUUUAAUUUAAAAAAAAUCAAUGUGAUACAUAAUGGAGAAACGUGAUAGUUUAUCAAGAUUGUGAUAUAAAGGAAAAAUAAUUAAAGAAACUACAUACAAGAAUAGAAUUAUGGCACAAAAUCUGGGUGAAGCGAAUAAGGGGAGGAGAGUUUCCCAGCCCGAGAUUGAGAUCGAUGAUACUCCGGACAAAUCUACAAUCUUUAAUGCUGAUAAUCGAAUUGUGAAUCUCAGUAUUUUGGGUGAAGAACUUCAGUGUACCUCAUGUGAAACGAUUUUAUCGUUGAAUGACAUUGUCAAAGAAACAAUCCGUGGACUGGGCUCAAUACUGUCAGUGAGAUGUAAACAUUGUCUCUAUGUCAAAACGAUACAUACGAGUAGACUCGUGAAACAUUCAGAAGGUGGAAAACAAGAUACGUUCGAGAUUAAUUAUCGAAUUGCCACAGGGUGUAUCCACGCGGGAAUUGAAAAUCAAGGAUUGAAUAAACUAUUAGCAAGUGCAGGUAUACCUACGAUGCAUUAUAAUACCUACAAAGACUAUGAAAACAGAGUUGGACCUGUGGUGGAAAUGAUUGCUAAGGAGAGCUGUGACAAAGCAGUGAAAAUUGAACGGGAACUCACGAUUAAAAAUGUGGAAGACAUAGAGAAGAUGGUGCCUCUAGGACAUCGAGAAAAUUUCAUAAUUCCAGACAGAAGAUUGCUAUCAGAUAAAGAGCUAGGUAAAGAGACUAAUACAAGUCAAGAGGCCACAGGUAAUGAAAAAAAGAAAGUAGGGGAGGACGUAGGUGCAUCACAAGCUUUUACUGAAUUUCGAUCGGAUGAAUCUUCCCCUAGAGUUGACAAUAUAUCUUCAAGACAACCCAAAAAACUCUCUGCUAGGUCGAAAGGGUCAUUACUGCCUGUGGCGUCAGCAAUGAGAAAUUUUACAGUUCGAUUGAUGCUCUCCUUUGACUGUGCAUGGUCGAAGAGGGGAAACGGGAAGGACUCUGACAGUCUCAAUAGUUAUGCUGCCUUAAUCGGCACACAGAGUGGUCUCAUUGUCGAUUAUGCUACGGCCAAUAGGGUCUGUAGGAAGUGUCAACAGGGACAUCCCAAGGACGACCAUGAAUGCCAUCAACAUUUCUCAGGAAGUGCAAAGGCAAUUGAGGCACAUCUAGCUUUAAAAUUGGCAACGGAAAGCAAAAUCCUGAAGAAUAACGACGUACAGUUGGGUAUUUUUUGUAGUGAUGAGGAUUCUACAGCAAUAGCCGGGGUGAGAGGUGCAUUGGCUAAAUCUCAUUAUGUUGUAAAAUUAUCAGAUAGGAAUCAUUUACGCGAGGGUGUCAGAAAUCUUCUGUACUCCAUUCCAAAAGCUAGAGAUCCUGAUGGGGAAAUUAAUAAACACGUUAUCGAUUAUUUAGAAAGGGGUUUCUCGUAUGCAAUGGCUCAAAAUGCAGGAGAUGAGAAAGGCCUUGCAAGUGCGCUGAGGGCUAUUCCGUUACAUGCGUUUAAUAAUCACAGUCAAUGCUCAGAUUGGUGUGGAUAUAAGAACAACCCUGAAGAAUAUUCGCACCCUACAAUUGGCGAGGGAAUUCACAGUCCGGUUCUGUUUGCAGCAAUUGAUGAGAUUUUUGAGGGACUCGCCAAAAAUGCUGGGAAGUAUGCUCAUGCUGUAUCAAGCCAGGCGAACGAGAGUUUAAAUGCUUCGAUAACUCGUAAAGCCCCGAAGAAUCUGACCUAUUCUUUGACUAGAUCAAUGGAUUUUCGAGUAGGAGCGGCUGUUGCAGAGAAAAAUGAGGGAGAGAGCUAUUUGCUUCAAGUUUUCGAAAAGAUGGACUUAACCAUUGACGAAAAUCUGCGUCAGCAUGUUCAACGAGUGGAAGGGAGAGCAUCCCAAAUUGCUGAUAGGGCUAGCACAGUGGAAUUCAAAGGAAAUCGUCUUGAAUUGAAGAAGAACAGGGCUGCACUACGACAUCGUAAUGAAGGAUCUGAAGGACUUACGUAUCAAUCUCAAAUGGGACUGAUUUCUACUCCAGUCAUCAAUGAGCAACCAAUGCCAAAUAAUGAGACAGUUGCAGACCUUGCAAAUGACGAAUUCCAAGUCGUGUUUUUUGAUCUAGAAACUUCAGGAUUCAGUGCAAACUGUGAUAUUCUGCAGAUCGCAGCAGGUACUGGAUCAACAUCAUUUGAAAUCUAUAUAAAGCCCUCCAAGCCGAUUGAUCGUAAAGCUACAGAGAAAAAUCAUUUAGCUAAUGUCUCAGGAGACCUUUAUAUGAAUGGAAUUCUCGUAGAAGCUGUGAGUAUUCGUUGUGCGUUGACUGAACUCCUCUCCUAUCUCCAGAAAUUCAACAAGAAAUGCAUAUUAGUGGCACAUAAUCUCAGUUUUGAUGGACCUCGACUCUUGAGAUCCAUUGAGAAAGCCUCACUUCUAAAUGAAUUUCACUCAGUUGUUGCUGGCUUGGCUUGCUCUUUGAAAGCAUACAAACAUAAAAUGAACAUUCAGAAGAGGAAGGAGGGUAAUUUAAAACUCGAAAAUCUAGCUCGUGCUCAUGUGAAACAUGUGGAUACAAAAAGUAUUCAUAACGCUUCAUAUGAUGUAUAUCUAUUGAGACGUUUUGUUUGUAAUGUUUUUUCACUAGAAGAUAUUGUCUCAGAGCUUAUUCCAAUGACUGAUGCUGUUACAAAGUAUCAGCGCAAUAAUCAUGUGAGGAACAUUAUUGAGACGCUUUCAGUAUUUCCCGAAACUAUAAUACCAAAAACUUUGAAAAAAAAAAUGGGUGAAGCUAAUAUAAGUUUUGCUGAAUUGCAAAGCGCCUUUAAUGAAGCUGGAAUAAUAGGAAUUGUCACAUUGCUGGAUAUGAAGAUUAAAUAUAAGCCUCGUAAUUUCAACCUCCACGAAAUUUAUCAGGGGAUUGCAGAUUAUUUGAAGAAGGGCCAUAAAUAGUAAUAUAAUUGUUGUUUUGUUUUUAUGAUGCGCACAUUUACUGAGUCUAUCCUUGUUGUGUUAGUGUUACGGAUUAUUUAACGUUUCUGAAUAAUAAAAAUGAUAAAACAAA
This is a messenger RNA of Diachasmimorpha longicaudata, 3908 nucleotides long. RefSeq lists its product as uncharacterized. Lineage: Eukaryota; Metazoa; Arthropoda; Insecta; Hymenoptera; Braconidae. Gene Ontology annotation, molecular function: 3'-5' exonuclease activity; nucleic acid binding. Bases 986 to 3796 code for a protein of 936 amino acids. The transcript has 4 exons. The record is from RefSeq and is a predicted model, not a curated record.